AUGGAGACGUUCACAGCGCCUGAUAUCUUCAACUCGACUGACCUGAACAAGAUUUUAUGUAAUUUGGGGAUUAAGAACAUUUCGGAGUGCGAGAACGAGCAGGACCCGUCUCCGGAACCUAAAGGUACAGUGAUUUCAAAUAUUUACCACGUCUAUCAAGUGUUGAAAACAUCAAUGAGUGAUUUUAGAUUAUCUGAUGAAAAAUUGGAUAUCAACUUAUGCUCCAAGUCCAACUAUUUUGCGCAAAAGAGCGACUGCUCAGGGCUUAGUUUGUGCGUCAGUGCGCAUUACGCACAUGGCUCAAGUCCUCCAGAGGGCUAACGCAGUGUGUCAUGUUAGUGGUGACACAUAUGUUGUCACUGCACUCUCGGACUGACAGUGUCAAGUGAAAAGAAAUAGCGUUGCGCAAUUUUUAAGCCAGGGGCCACAGAAUUUGAAUAAAACGUAUUUCGGUAAAAGCACGCAGAAGGAAUUCUAUUAAAGUGUUAUCAUCGUGAAAUUUCGCUCCUGGAGUUGAAAUUUAUAUAAGAAUAUGAGUGAGAUAGGUCACAUUUUGUCCCCAUAUGUCCGCUUCCUCCAGAUAUCAACCAGACGGUGAGGAUCGUCCUCUACAGCCUCAUCUUCCUCCUCGGUGUCCUGGGCAACAGCCUCAUUAUCGCUGUCCUGGUGAGAAACAGGCGCAUGAGGACAGUCACCAACCUGUUCCUGCUGUCCCUGUCUGUCAGCGACCUGAUGCUGUCCCUGAUCUGUAUCCCCUUCACCCUCAUCCCGAACCUCAUGAGGGACUUCAUAUUCGGCACCGGGAUCUGCAAGCUGGUCAUGUACUUCAUGGGUGAGUUUACUUUUAUGUGGGUUUUGGUAUCUUGAAAUUGAAGUGAUUCCAAAUCUUUUUGCCCUGGCCAUUACAGAAAAUGGGAGCUACCUCUGUACCCAGGAUAUUUUGAAUUUAAAAAAGGGAAAUUCAAUUGUCUUAAGUCUCACUUGUCAUGUCUCAAAAAGUCUUCUAUUUAUGAAGGAAUUGUAAAGUCUGAUGGCUGUGGGUUCAAAGAGGGUGAGCAGAAAUUAUAAUGGUUGGGACUGACACCAGAAAUUUAGAUUCAAGCAAAUCAAUCAACAAUCAGGCUCGGACCAAAGUGGCUUUUCCUAUUUUAGAAAAUACUAAAUAAAACUCAACAAACAGGACAACAAUGAGAUAUGGUUCUUAAAAUUGGCUCUAGGUUUGAAUCCCAUUGCAGAGCUUGAAUAUUCUAGAUUUAGACCACACCGUUCUACAAAUUAGAUAAACCUUGAACUAAUGAGCCCUGAACAGCAAAGGCACAGAUGGGUCACAGUGAGCAGGUUCUGAAUUUGAGUUCCUGUAGAGGUAGAAAUUCAUCAGUGGUGCAUGAGUGUGGUGGUUGACUCUGAUGUGUAACGAAACAUAGGCAAAAGGUUCAAAUCCCAGCAAUGGCUGAUUUAUGUGAAGCGAUGAUGGCUUGAAUCCUAUCCCCGUGCUUUUGAAUCAGAAAAGAAUAAAAAGGUAGGACUGGAGUGAGACAGAAAGUAUGGAUGUUUCUGGGUUAGUAGGUUCUGGGUUCAAGUCCUUGUAAAAGGUCUGCCUUGGGUAGCAAACAUUUUACAGUUCCUACCACAGUUUUUUCUGUGCUUUUGAACUGUCACAUUGUAAUAAAAAAGACAAUAAAGACAGUAAUAAAACUUAAUUGAGGAGGUUGUGGGUUUAGAUUCUGGUAGGGGCCUUUUUAUGGGUAGCUGGAAUUUUCUGGUUUCGAAUUCAAGCUAAAGUUUGUCCUAUAAAAAAGACUGGUUACUUUUUUUAUUGCUUUAACUAAACUUUUACGUAGACUAUCAAUCACUUCAUCAAUCUUUAUUUGUGUGGUGCAAAAACGCCCAUUUCAGGAAAUUAAAAAACAGUUUUAAAAAAAUCAGCUUUUGUUAUUUCCUGCCCUAAACAAAAAGAAAACUCAACUCCUCUGUCUUUGUUUUUCUUUGUAUUUCUUUGUUCUGCUGAGAGACAAUAACUGAAGUCAUCUUGGGUCACGUUGCGUGCAAGGUUCAUUUCCCUGCAUGUUCAAAUGCUCCUGUGUUUUAAUGAGUCCGAGCUAAAAAUAAACCACCCGGGUUAAAGGAAGCAUGUGUUGUCAGAAAGUAUAGUUGUACCUGAGGCCAAAUUUGAAGAAACAGUUUGGUUUUUCUCGCUCUUUUAGUUUCUCUUUUGUGCAACCCAUCCGCUGUUGUUUUCUGCACAUUUGUUUGAUAUUUCAGAGUGUAGGAGCUCAGAAUACAAGGUAUGAGAGCAAAUCCAAGUUAGUGGAGGAGUUUAAAUCUGAUGAGGCUCAGAGUGAAAUACAGAGAUUAUAGAACUACCAUCAGAAAUCUGUUCAGACAUCAGUAAUAUGCAUUAUAUGUCUCAUGCAGACAGGGGAAGUCAUUACCUCAACGGUGCUUCUGCACACUCGUGAUCCCAUAGCCUCUCUCUCGUCCUUUGGCUUUUCAGACACUCAUGGUCACACACCUGCCUCCUCCUGCUCUCCUCUCUCCAGUUGUUAUAUUUUUAUGAUCCUGGGAAGCUAUAAUCAUUGUUGAAGGCAGAGAGAAAAAGUUGUGAGGCAGGCCAGAUCAGGUUGUAAAUGUGCUUGAAACAUGAAAUCUGACUUCAGCGUUUCGUGAAAUAGUGCAAGCAGAAACUUGACUUAAUUUCAGACCCAUCUUUAAGCCGAUCUUUAAACUGACAGUCACAUUUGCCAACAGUUUUUAUGCUUUUUUUGCUCCUAUUUUGCUCUUUCAUCUCUUCAACUCCUUGUUUUAAAGUGAUAUUCUGGCGUGAAAUUAAUUUAGGGUCAAACACACUGUAACACCGAGUUAGACACCCCCUUGAGGAAUGAAUGUUGCUGAUCGCUUGCUUCUCUAGUUUUACUACCUUUAGUAAUGACCGCACAAUAGCAAUACACAGCGGUCUACCUCUCGACACACAAACCUCAACCAAAACGCCACUCUAUAGCCACAAAUAAUGCUCAGAACAGCACCUAACUUCAUCAACAGUACAUAUAGGGUCUUAGCCAUAGUACUAGCCACCAAACAUCUUUUUAACUUUGCCGAAACACAAUUCACCUACUCUCUUCCAGCAGCCGCUUGUUUGUAGCGAGACCUCAGGCCAGUCCAUUACGGACUGCUGCGGGGUGACGCAGCUCAAGGAAGAACAUUUAUGAUCAUUUCUUUAUCAUUUCCUGGAAGUAAUAAUCAUCAUAUUAAUCAUUUUAGCAUCUCGGUCUGAUUGCAUUCCCAUGAAGAAAUGAUCAUAAAUGUUCUUCCUUGAGCUGCGUCACCCCGCAGCAGUCCGUAAUGGACUGGCCUGAGAUCUCGCUACAAACAAACGGCUGCUGGAAGAGAGUAGGUGAGUUGUGUUUAGUCUCUUUGUUAAAGAAAUUAGGCAAAGUUAAAAAGAUGUUUGGUGGCUAGUACUAUGGCUGGGACCCUAUAUGUACUGUUGAUGAAGUUAGGUGCUGAUCUGAGCUUUAUUUGUGGCUAUAGAGUGGCGUUUUGGUUGAGGUUUGUGUGUGGAGAGGCAGACCGCUGUGUAUUGCUAUCGUACAGUCGUUACUAAUGUUGGUAUAACUAGAGAAGCAAGCGGUCGGCAACAUUCAUCUCUUAAGGGGGUGUCUACCUCGGUGUUACAAUGUGUUUGACCCUAACUUAAUUUUACUCCGGAAUAUCCCUUUAAGCUUUAAAUAUCCUGUUACCAAACUAAGAUACUUAGUAAAAGUAAAACGCCAAACCUGAUCUGCAGUCAAAUCAGAAAAUUAACAAAAUUCUGAUCUAGUCUCAGUUUCUUUUCCUCUUUUUCUAUCUUGUGCCUAAAGAAUAAGUUUAUCUCUCAGAGAAACUUUGUUCUAAUCUGCACAAAUGACACACCUGUACCAAUAUUUCACUUUAACCCCAUUACAGCUCAGGAAAGGAAAUCUGAUUUCCAUCGUCUUCCACACUUCCUCUUGCUCCACGCGGUGCGACCAGAGUGCUGUUUACCAGGAUUAUAACCUCGUUUGUCCUUGUGUUCAUCUGUUUAAGUGUCGCUCCUCUCAGAUUGUACGAUGCCAUCAUUUGUAUCGCUAUUUUUAGCUCUUCAUGUUAUCGUCCCCGUGUGUGUGUUAAGGCUGAUUUGGCAAUAGGGAGCGGAGGAUGUGCCUGUCGUUGCUCAGCAGUUAAAUUUAAUGUGACGUGUAUAAAUGUGCCACAGCAGCACAGGCAGCGGCGAAGGUAACACGGUGACAUGUUGGGAGGAUGUGAGCGUGUCUGGGUGUGACUCGACCGUAAGCGUCAGGAACAUUUCAGGUGAAAAAACUACUUUAUGAAGUCCCAUGAGAGGCGAACUGGCGAGUGUGAUUGAGUCGUACGGUAUGAGGUAUUUUGCAAAACUCUCAGCCAAUCAGAGCUCAACCCUCACAUCUCAUCUGUGGUCUGUUUUUGGAUUUUAAUCUGCACAGGUGUCUCAGUGAGCGUCUCCACAUUUAACCUGGUGGCCAUCUCCCUGGAGCGUUACAGUGCCAUCUGCAACCCUCUGACCUCCAGGACAUGGCAGACAAAAUCCCAUGCCGCCAAGGUCAUCACCGCCACCUGGGUGGCGUCCUUCAUCCUGAUGCUGCCUUACCCCAUUUCAAGCACCCUCAAGCCCUUCACUCGCCUCAACAACAGCACGGGUCACAUGUGUCGCCUGAUUUGGCCCAACGAUGUCAUCCAGCAGUCCUGGUGAGCUGAAAAUAAGUGCGAGAGGAAGUGUCAUACCUUUACUUUCCCAGCGGGGCGUCUUCACACUCAGAUGGUCUCUUUAUUGAUUUUCUCUGUCUGGAGCUGCUGGUGAGAGACAGUCACUCGGGAUAACCCUCUAAUGUGAUGUGCUUGGCCCUUCAAAAUAAAAGCACACACACAAUCUCAGUCCCUUUGUUCUUGUCAACGUGAUGCCGACAGUGUCAGUUCAGAUAAUCCGACAGUAUAUUUCAGUUCAUUCACAGGAAAUAAGACACAAAUUCAAGGUCAGAUGUUUCUAAUAUGAGCGCAGCAGUUUGGCUCUGGGGUUGAUUUUAAUUAGACGCAUCUGCUUACAUCUCCAAAUUCCCCCCUCGUAGGUACGUUUCCCUGCUGCUGCUGCUCUUCCUGAUCCCGGGGAUCGUCAUGAUGACGGCCUAUGGACUCAUUUCCCUGGAGCUGUAUCGGGGCAUCAAAUUUGAGUUAUCCAACAGGAAAUCCAGCCGAGGUAUGAGACACAGAUAUGAAGUGGAUAUUUUAGAUUUUACUGUUUGCAGGUUGAUGUUCAGGCGAGUUUACAGACCUGUCUUAAAGGGGUAUUACGGCGUAAAAUUAAGUUAGGGUCAAACACACCAAACAUCUUUUUAACUUUGCCUAAUUUCUUUAGCAAAGAUACUAAACACAACUCACCUACUCUCUUCCAGCAGCCGCUUGUUUGUAACAAGACCUCAGGCCAGUCCAAUAAGACUACCAUGGGGUGUCGCAGCUCAAGGAAGAACAUUUAUGAUCAUUACUUAAUAAUUUUCUUGAAUUAAUAAUCACCAUAUGAAUAAUUUUGCACUGUAGACGCGGUAGUUCUACUGACUUAGCGUCUCGGUCUGAUUGUAUUUCCAUGAAGAAAUGAUCAUAAAUGUUCUUCCUUGAGCUGUGUCACCCCGCAGCAGUGUGUAAUAGACUGGCCCGAGGUCUCGCUACAAACAAUCGGCUGCUGGAAGAUAGUAGGUGAGUUGUGUUUAGUCUCUUUGCUUAAGAAAUUAGGCAAAGCUAAAAAGAUGUUUGGUGGCCAGUGAUAUACCAAAGUUGGUAUAACUAGAGAAGCAAGCAGUCGGUAACAUUCAUCUCUUGAGGCAGUGUCUAACUCGGUGUUACGGCGUGUUUGACCCUAAAUUAAAUUUACGUCGGAAUAUCCCUUUAAAAUAUAUUAUCAUACCAUUAUAUACAUAAGGAGAGCUCAAAUAUGAGAUUAUAGGCUUGUCAAAAUCAGAUCUGAUGCAAUAAGUGAUGAUACAAUACACAUGUCGGCUCUUUGUUAUGAGCCUGCGAGUUUCAGCGCUUGCUUGUUGAAUGUCUCUGCAGGUUUUUAUUCACUCGUCUCCUUCUGUCCUUUUCCCCGACAGAAAGACAAUCCAGCAUCAAAACCGGUGACAGCGACGGCUGUUAUCUGCAGCCGUCUAAAAAUAAAAGCAUCACAGCCAGCAACAUCCCCAGCUCCAGCAGCCCACCCAUGAUAGGCCGAGUGUGUGGCAACAGCUCCACAGCCAACCUGAUGGCGAAGAAGCGAGUCAUCCGCAUGCUCCUGGUCAUCGUCUUCCUCUUCUUCCUGUGCUGGACUCCUGUCUCCGUGGUCAACGCGUGGCAGGCGUUCGACCGGCGCUCGGCUUACCGCCUAACAGGUGCGCCCAUCUCCUUCAUCCACCUGCUCUCGUACGUCUCGGCCUGCGUCAACCCCAUCAUCUACUGCUUCAUGAACAAGCGUUUCCGCCAAGGCAUGCUCGCCACUUUCACCUGCUGCAGCUGUUUGAGGAAGCGCAGCGGUUUAGGGAGGUCGACUGGAACCGGGACACUGAGAGGGGAAGGGAGCAAGUAUCGAGCUGGAGAGAAGGCCAACGAGCAGAACGGUCACACGCCACCAAGUGGAGCCAGCACGCGCUUUACCUACACUGGGGUCCGAGCCUCGGCCUGGAGUGAACUGACUUAA
This is a messenger RNA of Xyrichtys novacula (pearly razorfish), 6715 nucleotides long. The record is from the annotation of a GenBank genome assembly. NCBI's taxonomy places the organism in Eukaryota, Metazoa, Chordata, Actinopteri, Labriformes, Labridae.